Messenger RNA from Dunckerocampus dactyliophorus (ringed pipefish), 2570 nucleotides. RefSeq names its product synaptojanin 2 binding protein (gene synj2bp). Lineage: Eukaryota; Metazoa; Chordata; Actinopteri; Syngnathiformes; Syngnathidae. Gene Ontology annotation, molecular function: protein binding. The record is from RefSeq and is a predicted model, not a curated record. The transcript has 4 exons. The coding region runs from base 83 to 517 and encodes 144 amino acids.
CUCAGACAGGACCGUCCUCCAAUGACAUCACCCUCACGCUCAUAGUUUGUCUCCCGUCGCUGUACGCUUUUGAAAGAAAAACAUGAAUGGCUCAUUGCGCUCCAACACGGUGGACAUUAAACUACGGCGAGGGCCGGCAGGUCUGGGUUUCAACAUCGUUGGAGGUGUCGACCAGCAGUACGUCGUCAACGACUGCGGCAUCUACGUGUCCAAAAUUAAAGAAGACGGCGCAGCGGCGCUGGACGGACGACUCGAGGAGGGAGACAAGAUCCUGAUGAUCAACGGAGUGAAGCUGGGGGAUCAGAGCCACAAGGCUGCAGUGGAUCUCUUCAGGACAGCAGGGGAGGAUGUGGAGCUGCACGUCCUCAAAAAGUCUUCCCAUCACGCCAAGGGACCGUGUGACUCCCACGCUGAUUCCUCAUCCUGGGGCUCCUGUGUGGGACUAGCAGCUGUUUUAACGGGAGCUGGCGCUAUGCUGUCCCUGCUUUACCUUCGUCACCUGAGAAGAAACUUCUAAUGUGGUCUUUUGGGAUCAAGCAGCCAAAGAUGGGAGGAAAGUGAGCUUGUGUGCAGUUAGCUGCUGACGCCAAGGAUUUCUUCCCAGCUGGGGCACAUGGCGUCAUGAAGGAAAAGCUGCUGAUGCUCUCCAAGGUCAUGCACAGCUUUUUCACACUGGGGAGUUGGAAGGAUGGACACAGUCCUGACAAAUCCAAAGCAAGCUGCACUGGCCUCGUAGACAGGAUAGUGUUGGUCUACGUGCCACCAUGCCCACCACCUUCAUAUUUCCACUGGGCAGUGCCUUCUCUUGGCCAGUCUUCAUCAUGUUCAUAUAACCUUCAUGCAAUCCUGGACAUCAACACACUAAACGAACAGUAUUCUGUCCUUAAAAACCCUCCAGUCUUCCUCUUUAGCCCAAAAGCUAAUAGUGUGUUCCAACAGGACCAGUAGGUAGAUGUAGUAGUAUUAUUAUAAUUGAUUGCUUGUCUUUGGGAAGUCUAGUGUCAAGUAUUUGUGUUUUCAAGGAAAAAAAAAACCUCCAAUCCAUUUCCCCAAGUGUGCAUAUGGAAUGAUUCAAUGUCAUCACACUUGCUGAUGGAGACCUGCUUGAGCUUCCAUCCAUUGUCUUCCACUUGUCCGGGUCGCAGGGGCAGCAGGCUCACCAGGCAAGUCCAGACUUCCUGGUCUCCGGAUACGUCUUCCAGUUCCACCAGGAGGACACCAAAGCCUUCACAAGUGAGACGCGAUCCCUCCAGUGUGUCGUCCAGGCUGGGCGUGCUAUCAGCAGUAGCCAUAUUCUGCAUUGAACACAACUACUCAGUAUAGAAAUGUGCUCAUGGACUUCCGCCAUACAUCACAAACAGGAAGUCCUGCUCAGAACUGUUCCGUCGUUUCAUGUGGUAUCAGGUAUCCACAUGUAUUAGAUGAGACCCUUGGCUCUCCACCCUCCCUUCGUUGAGCACGGUGAUUUUCACACCAAAGUAGCUGAUAUCCGUUGCAAGUCCAUGAAUACAUUGAGACUGCGUUCUGACUGUGCCUGUGUGUGCACUGUUGCCAACUCGGUGACUUAUUCAAACUGCGAUUAUAAGUUCUAGUGCAUGCAAACGUGCCUGAUGGAAACUGAAGUGACAAAGUGGCGCCACUGGUCCCAAUGUGAAGUUGCUGCAUGCAUGCUUUGUCAUGAUGCAGGAAACCUCACCGUUUCUUGAAAGACCAUUUCCUUUGGGUUUUAGUGGCUCCUACAUGAAUAAAGACAGUAAAUCUAUGAAACAGUGCCUCUUUAUUUUCUCCUGCACUCCAAAAUGCAUAUUUACAUGGCAUGCCACACCAAUACAGGAAUUGACUAUUGACAAUAACAUAAUCUGCUCUGCCAGUUAAGGAUGAGGGUGUUUUUGUGGUUUGUUGAUCCUUUGAAGCAACCUAACAAAAUAUACAAGAGGAAUGAAGCAACAUCCAUUUAUUAAAAAAAAUCUAUCAUGUCUGCAGGAAUCUGCCAGCUUGAGAUGAGAGAGAUGACAUGAAGUAGCAAACAUGGUGUUCCAAGUAGCUUUGUCAAAUACUUGAAACAUGGAGGACAUGUGACAUGGCUCAGAGUGCUGUAGUGUCCUUGUUCACCAGCGCCAGGCCCUUUCAAAAACAAGCGGACUGCAAGAGGAUGGUUACGUAGAAAAGAACAAGAACGCAGGAACAAAUAUUUCGUGUUUCCUUUGAGAAAAAUGACACUUGAUCAGCAUGUCCUCGCUCCCCAUUAAAAAGUCUGUUGUAUUACCACACACACACUUUCACAACCUGUUCCUCAUGCAGUGUGGUGGUGGUGCCAUCGCGUCAGAUGAGCCCCCUCCUCUUCUUGUAGUCCUCCAGGUUGAGUGACCUGCGGGGGGCGCCGUCUUUCACUGGCAGCGCAUUGGAGCUGACAGACAGAGACUUGGCUUCUGCACAGCAGAGGGCAAACGUUAGCUUGGCGGCGUCAGUUUGGCACCGGCACAAGACAAACACACGCAGCACUGCAAUAUACAGACCCAUUCCAAAAAAUUAGAAUGUCAUGGAAAAGUUGUUUAAUUUCCAUAAUUCCA